This is a messenger RNA of Ascoidea rubescens DSM 1968, 1848 nucleotides long. RefSeq names its product Bzz1p (gene BZZ1). Lineage: Eukaryota; Fungi; Ascomycota; Saccharomycetes; Ascoideales; Ascoideaceae. Gene Ontology annotation, biological process: regulation of actin filament polymerization. The record is from RefSeq and is a predicted model, not a curated record. The annotation marks the transcript as partial. Gene Ontology annotation, molecular function: protein binding. The transcript has 3 exons.
UUGGAGGAGUUGAAGUUUGGAAAUGAGUUGAGAAACUAUUUUGAUCCUAUUCAAGAGUGGAUUUUGACCAAUAUCAACUGGUUGAGUGAGAUUGAGAGCUUUUACCAAAGAAGAAGUGAGAUUGAAAAGGAGUAUUCGAUGAGAUUGAAGAAUCUUUCAGAUGAAUAUUUCAGAAAGAAAUCAAACAUAUCCACUAAUUUAUCAGUUGGAAAUAAUCCGGUGAUUACACCUGGGUCAUUAGAGAACCAAACAUUAAAUACUUGGACAAAUUAUUUAAAUUUAAUUGAAUUGAUGUCUAUUGAAAAAUCGAAAUUUGCCAGCAGUUAUAAUAAGGAGAUUUUGAAUAAUAUCAACUAUUUAAAGAAGAAUUUGAAUUUGAUCAACAAUAAGAUUAUCAAGUUUAAUAGCAAUUUAAGUAAGAAAUUGCAGGUUAGUUAUAACAAUUUAAAGAAAAAAAAGGUCAAUUAUUAUGCUGAUUGUCAGGCAAUGGAGAAUUUACGAAAUAAAUUACAAAGAACAAAUAAUAAUGAAAAAGUUAUGAAAAACUUUGAAAAAUGUAAGAUCAAGAUGAAUAUUUCAAAAAAUGAGUAUAUCAUAUCAAUCAAUGUUUGUAAUAGGCUAAAGGAUAAAUACUAUUACCAAGACUUGCCUGAGAUUUUAGACUCAUUACAAGAUUUAAACGAAUUCAAGACCAAGAUUUUAAAUAAUAUUUGGGGAUUAUCAAGUGAAUUUGAAAUGAAUAGCUUGGGAUUCUUAAUCGAGCAACUAAAGGGAAAUAGAGAAAAUAUUGAAAAAAACCUGAUUAAUUUGGAUUCCAUUAUGUUUAUCAAACAUAAUGUUAAUAAGAAUUGGAAUGAAAAAUUGGAUUUUUAUUUUGAACCUUCACCAAUUUGGCACGAUGAUGAGAAUUUAGCAAUUAACGAAGAAGAGUUGAUUGUAUUGAAAAAGGAUUUAAAGAUUUCAUCGAAUAAUUACAAUAAAUUGAUGGAAGAUUUAAAUUUUGAGAAAACCAACUUGAAUAAGCUACUACUUUAUAAAAAUGAUAUUAUUAAAUCAACUAAAAUUGAUCAUUUUAAUCAAAAUUAUACUACAAGUUAUAAUAAUUACUUGGAAAAUUUAGAAAAAUUUAUUAAUUUAGACAAUGAAAAACUUAAAAAUGAGGUUGAAAUUCAAAUCAUUCAAAAUUCGGUAUCACCAGAUACUGAUUUAUCAUAUAAUGAACCAAUUGAAACAAAAAAGAAAAGCAAAUUCAGAAUUUUUACAAAGGAUAAAGAUAUUUCAAAGAACAAUGAAGCAGCAAAUGAAACUCUAUCACCUAGUACUUCACAUAUAAAUUCGUUGACAAAAUCAACUACAAACUUGACUAUAAACUCAAAAGAAAAUGGGAAACCCAAAAGAGUCUCGACGUUAUUUCAUGGAUUUAGAAAAGGCGGCAGAAAAUCAUCAGCGACUGCAAACGCAAAGACGUUGUAUCCCUACGUCAAAGACGGCGACGAUGAGGUGUCGGUUGCGGUGGGUGAGCCGUUGCAGGUGCUCGUGGCCGACGAUGGAUCGGGAUGGACGCACGUACGCAAACCGGACCAGCAAACCGGAUUAGUGCCCAGCUCGUACAUCCGCGUUGAGCAACGCAGCGGACCAGCACGGAAACAAGGUCCGAAGGUUGCGCCCAGAAAAACGGGUAAGCAGAGGCAGUACUGCCACGUGUUCUACGACUACAGUGCGGGUGGUGACGACGAGUUGAGCGUUCGAAAGGGCGACAGGGUUGCGAUUAUCGAGCGUGAUGACGGCAGUGGCUGGACAAUGGGUGAGAUCCGCGGCCGAAAAGGGUUGGUGCCGACAAGCUAUGUC